This is a messenger RNA of Syzygium oleosum, 1002 nucleotides long. RefSeq names its product agamous-like MADS-box protein MADS9. The record is from RefSeq and is a predicted model, not a curated record. NCBI's taxonomy places the organism in Eukaryota, Viridiplantae, Streptophyta, Magnoliopsida, Myrtales, Myrtaceae. Bases 129 to 755 code for a protein of 208 amino acids. Gene Ontology annotation, biological process: positive regulation of transcription by RNA polymerase II. Gene Ontology annotation, molecular function: RNA polymerase II cis-regulatory region sequence-specific DNA binding; DNA-binding transcription factor activity, RNA polymerase II-specific; protein dimerization activity. Gene Ontology annotation, cellular component: nucleus. The transcript is spliced from 7 exons.
CUCUCUCUCUCUCUCUCUCUCUCUCUCUCUCAGCUAUUCAGCUAUUUAGCUUUCAUUUCCAAACAAGAGCAGAUAAAGAAGAUAACCAGAGAGAGAACAAGAGAGAAAGAGAAGGCCCAAAAAGAGAGAUGGGGAGAGGGAAGAUAGAGAUAAAGAGGAUAGAGAACUCAAACAACAGGCAGGUGACCUACUCAAAGAGAAGGAAUGGGCUGAUCAAGAAGGCCAAGGAGAUCUCUGUCCUGUGUGAUGCUCAAGUGUCUUUAAUCAUCUUUGGUAGCUCUGGGAAGAUGCACGAAUACUGCAGCUCUAACACCUCAUUGGUUGAUAUAUUGGACCAGUAUCACACACAGUGUGGGAAGAGGCUUUGGGAUGCUAAGCAUGAGAAUCUGAGCAAUGAACUGGAUAGGAUGAAAAAGGAGAACGAUAACUUGCAGAUUCAGCUCAGGCACCUGAAAGGAGAAGACAUAACAUCACUGAACCAUAGAGAGCUGAUAAUCCUAGAAGACAAUCUUGAAAAUGGGCUCUCGUGUGUCCGAGAGCAGAAGGACGAGGUUAUCAUGACGCACAGGAGAAACCAAAAGCAGCUGGAGGAGGAGACUAAGGACCUCCAUUUCUAUGCGCAACAUAAAGACAUGAUGAUGGCCGAAAAUGCUAGGGCUGGGAACGACGGAUACCAUCAAAGAACCAAGGCCGGCUUCGGCUCUCCCGCCUACCGUGUGCAACCGAUCCAGCCAAACUUACAACGAAGGUUCUAAAAACUCCUAUCUUGAGACAAUUGUCGACGUUCCUAUGGGCUUGCUGUAGUACCACCGUGCAUGGAGUCUCUUAUAAAAUCUCUAUGCGAAACAUAAUAGCAGAUAUGGAAUAAGAUAUAUGUAUGUAUUGAUGUAAUUGAAGUGCCUUGGCUUGAACCGACCGUUCGUGCGCUUGAGUAUUGGAACAUGUCCUAGUGCUUCAGGUUUGCAGUCCCAUGAACACGGAUGAAUUGUCUAACUUGUCCAA